Rotaria socialis is the source of this 1551-nucleotide messenger RNA. NCBI's taxonomy places the organism in Eukaryota, Metazoa, Rotifera, Eurotatoria, Philodinida, Philodinidae. The record is from the annotation of a GenBank genome assembly.
AUGUCUAUUCAUAAUUCUACUGAUCCAUUGCCAAGACCAAGAGAACCAUUAAGUUUAGAAGCAUUAUGCAUGAUAAUCAAAGCAAAACUUCGAAGAGAUCAUCCUAAUGCAAUAUUUCCAUAUUUGCCUACAAUAAAUGGUAAUUUAGCUUCAUAUUUAGCAUUCGUUCGUCAACAUGGUUCAGUGAUCGAAGGCCGAUAUACAUUGGGAAGUGUACCAGCCUCCGAUUACGAUUAUGUUACAUGUGUGUAUUAUAAUCAUCACAAUAUUGAAAUCUCACGUUUACAAAUAAGUACAAAACCUGUCUAUGGUAUUUCUUCAUCUCCAACCGGUGGCUAUAUAUCACUUGAUGGUACAUAUGUACCAACGCGAGGAGUUUCAAAUUAUGGUAAUGCAUUCGGUUACAGAGACUCGGGAAUUUGUACCUCAAUGUGUGUUAGUAAAUUUAACAUGCCUAAUGAACAGAUUAAAGUCGAUUCGGCUACUGGAAUAUCAACCUGGAGUAUCGUACCAAAGCGUUUAGAUUCAAGUUCUACAGUUCGAUUGGAAAAAGUUCUUGUCGAAUCAUCAAAUGCUGAUAUUGGAAUUACUACCAUUGUUCCCGUAGUUCAACAAAAUAAUGGUCAACUUGUUGAAUUAAAUUCUAUUUCUGGUCAAGCAAAUUCGCCAAUUACAGAUUUUCCAACUGAUGAUAACAUUGAUAUAUUUUUUGUAUCAGUCACGAUGUUUCCAAGCUAUCCUGAUGCGAAUCAAGUCGAUCCACUGUCUAGUGCUUCAUGCAGACAAUCACAAUCGUUAACAAUGACUAGUAGUUCAUCUAAUGUCAAUGCUCAAGGUAAUAUUUGGCAGAUCAAUAUCGAUCAAACAUACGGUUUAUCUGUCAAAGUUGAUACCCUUCGAGUUAAUACUGAAGAGCAACGUAUUACUGGAAUUGUUCUUCUCAUGUUGAUUGAUGCUAAUCAACAACAAAUUGGUCCAUUUGUUUCUCAAAUAAAUGAUGGCAGUAUUUUAACAAUUCAAAAUCUCCCAUCAACAUCUAUUUCAACUAUUCAUCUUCAAUUUCCCGAUGGUACUGAAUCUUCCGGUUAUUCAGUAGAUAUGGUUCUGUGUCCACAGACAACUGCUGCAUCAUCAAGUCAUUCUAGAAAACCACCGCACUUAGGACAAGCUGGCCAACAACGCAUACCAUGGCAAUCUCCAGAACCUACACCACUGAAUCAACAAAGUCAAUCUUGGCGAUCGCCCUAUUCAGGACAAUCUAGUCAACAACUGUCGCCUUCGCAAUCUCAACAGCUUGUACCAGUUAAUCAACAAGGUCAUUCUAGGAAACUACCAUAUUUAGGACAAGUUAGUCAACAACAAACAACCUGGCUGUACCCACAACCUGCACCACUCAAUCAACUUGACCAGUCUUGGCAAUCACCCUAUUCAGGGCAAGCUGGUCAACAACAAACACCAAGGCAACCCAAUCAAACAGCAAAACCAGGAAGUCCCUUGGGUAAGAUAUAUGAUAGUUCCAGCUUUAGAGAUUUUCCUACAACAUUGCGUUAG